UCACCAAAGAAGUUUUUCUCAUUCUGUGGCUUGGACGGGCAGUAGUGUUUCUGACUUGUGGCUGCCUCCCCUCCCGUAGCUGCAGCUGCAGCUGCAGAACCAAGGACGGUCACCGCCACACGAACAGGUGAUCCCACGCCGAUGAGAGUAUGAGACCUCCCUGUCCAGCCUCUUCCACGGUUCCACUGCUCUGAACGCCCUCAGCCUGGGACCACCGUGCAGGCGGCGGCGGUGCCCUCUUGUUCUGUCCUGGUCCCGGCCGCCAUCCUAACUAACUGGGUUGCUGGGCCUGGGCGGCGCCGGCGCCCCGACACGUGGCGCGCUCCUAGAGGCCCGGCGUCGCGUCCUUUCCACGUGAGGACACGACAGUCGGCGGCCGCGUCCGGCUACUUGCCGGAUUCUGCUUUCUGUGUGAAGGCCGCCACUUUUCCGUGCCUCUCAUCUCAUCUCCUCGUCUCGCCUAGUCCAUUUCCAUUUUGUAGGGAACACUUGUCAGGACAGGCGCCUUGGCGUGAGUCGCCAUAGGAAGGGGAGGAGGCCUCCAAAAGUUUCUGUGGAGCGACGAGGACGAGGACGCCGUGGUGAGUGAGUGAGUGGUGAACGAGCUCCCUUUUCGUUCUCCGCCUCGCUCUCGUCUCAGAGGCUUUGCAGUUUGCACUCCAGACUGAUUUCACUUCAGAGCAGGAGGCAGUUGAUGGAAUGCGUGGAGCUGCUGGAUUCUCCCGAUCUCUUCUUCCUGGACGGCGGCGAUGCGCAUGCGACCGACUUCUCACUGGAGAACCAUCUCGAGUCAAGUAGCUCGGCAGGUGCCAAAAACAAAGCUGCGCCGGGUCAUAGUCAUAUUCAUAGUCAUAGUCAUAGCCGGCGUGCUCAGCUUCAUCGGAGUAACGCGCCUGUUCCACCGCCGCUGCCUGGAACCUCUUAUUAUGGCGCGCGGAGGAAGGCGAAGGCCGCCUGUCGCCGUGUCCCCGAAGGCGUCCUGGAUUCCUGGGACAGGUUGUUCUUGGAGGGAUACCAGUCUGACCUCCGUGUCUCCACAGACGGCGGCGCUGAGAUUUCGUCGCAUUCCUGCGUUCUCGUGAGUUUCAGCUCUGGCGUCAAAUCCCCUGUCCUGAGAGCUAUGCUGGAGGAAGCUAGACUGAGAGAUGGGUUUCGGUGUAUCCGUGUCUCUGGCGCGCCUUCGGAAGCAGUCCGUGUCUUCAUCAGAUUUCUCUACUCUUCACGGUUUGAGCAGGAACAGAUGAAGGAGCACGCUCUGCAUUUGCUUGUGCUCUCCCACGUCUUCUCGGUGCCGUCUCUGAAGACGGUCUGCGUCGACCAACUCGAGAGGGGCUUCCUCGCUACUGACAACGUGGUAGACAUGCUGCAGCUUGCCAGGCUGUGUGACGCGCCCCGCCUCGCGCUCGCCUGUGCCCGGAUGGUCAUCGGGGAUUUCAAGACCAUCUCUCUGACGGAUGGGUGGAAAGUGAUGAGACGGACCAAUCCAAGUAUGGAACAGGAGCUGCUCGAGUCUCUUGUCGAAGCUGAUACGAGAAGGCAGGAAAGAGCUAAAAGGAUGGAAGAAAAGAAAGUGUAUCUGCAACUGUACGAAGCAAUGGAGGCGCUGGUCCACAUCUGCCGGGACGGAUGCAGGACGAUCGGGCCUCGAGAUCAAGCGCUCAAGGGCAGCCUAGCAGCCGCCUGCAAGUUUCGCGCCUGCAAGGGCAUUGAGCUGCUCGUGCGCCACUUCUCGGCCUGCGGAGUCCGGGUGCCCGGCGGCUGUGCCAACUGCAGGCGGAUGUGGCAGCUCCUCGAGCUGCAUUCCCGCAUGUGCUUCCUCCCGGACACCUGCAAGGUUCCUCUCUGCAGGCAUUUUAAGGAGAAGAUGCGGAAUCUGGGGAGGAAGGAAGAGACCAAAUGGAACCUUUUGGUGUGCAAGGUGCUGGAGCGCGGAGGAACCAUGGGUUUUAUGCCCGGAAGGAGAAAAAAUUUCAUCAACCCUAAGGCCAGCUGGGUGUUGCCACGUGGCUCCUCUUGUAUUUGAAACACUCAAACCUCGCAGGGGUACUUUUAUGUUAGACGAGAAGGGGACCAGGAGGAGCAGGAACAAAAAAGAAAAACGUCAGAACAGCUGUUGCGUGAAUCGUGAUGAUACUUUAAAAAGGAAAAAGCAUCUAAUUUUGACCAUCCA
Messenger RNA from Zea mays, 2170 nucleotides. RefSeq names its product TAZ transcription factor. The coding region runs from base 695 to 2023 and encodes 442 amino acids. NCBI's taxonomy places the organism in Eukaryota, Viridiplantae, Streptophyta, Magnoliopsida, Poales, Poaceae. Gene Ontology annotation, molecular function: protein binding. The transcript has 6 exons. The record is from RefSeq and is a predicted model, not a curated record.